AUACGGUAUAUGAUAAUGAUACUAAUUAUAUUAGAUCUUAUUAAUCAUUGUUAUAUUUGCUACUGUGUCUGUAAAAUCUCCUACAGUCCUAGGAUGAAUGUUGAUCAUGAGGUGCAACUUCUUGUGGAAGAAAUGAAUCGACUGGGCAAACAAAAUGCAGAUGGAAAAAUAUCAGUUACCUUUGGAACCCUGUUUGCAGAUGACCGAUGUGCAAAUAUAUUUGAAGCAUUAGUUGGAACAUUAAGGGCAGCAAAAAAAAAGAAAAUUGUUGAUUACCAGGGUGAACUUCUUCUUCAAGGAGUUCAUGACAAUGUUCCCAUUACUUUAUUAAAGGAACAAUUAUGAAAUCAGAUUCUAAAUAAAUUGUAACCCGGUAUUCUGCAAAGUCAUAUGCCUUAAAUAUUUUUAACAUGAUAUCAAACUCUAAAUGUUGAUAGGGCUUUAUAAGGUUCCACAAUGUUUUAAGGUUUGUAAAAUUCAAUCAUGUCCUAACAAAUAUGCAUCAUAUGCAACUGCACUUACCAAUCGAAAUUGCAGCAAUCUUGUAACUUUUGAUUAUCUUCUUAUAAUAUUCAAUGACAUAAUUGUUAAAGGUUUAUGUAUCUACUGUUCAAUAAAUAUGUGACCAAUUGCA
This is a messenger RNA of Styela clava, 634 nucleotides long. Its product is annotated as costars family protein ABRACL-like. Gene Ontology annotation, biological process: regulation of actin filament-based process. Lineage: Eukaryota; Metazoa; Chordata; Ascidiacea; Stolidobranchia; Styelidae. The record is from RefSeq and is a predicted model, not a curated record.